Molecule: messenger RNA, 1463 nt
Organism: Setaria italica (foxtail millet)
Lineage: Eukaryota; Viridiplantae; Streptophyta; Magnoliopsida; Poales; Poaceae
Product: probable ADP,ATP carrier protein At5g56450
Exons: 2
Coding region: 270-1253 (327 amino acids)
Biological process (GO): mitochondrial ADP transmembrane transport; mitochondrial ATP transmembrane transport
Cellular component (GO): mitochondrial inner membrane
Molecular function (GO): ATP:ADP antiporter activity
Source: RefSeq, a predicted model, not a curated record
CCCAUCCCGAUGCGCUCACGGAGCCCAAACCGACGCAAGUGGUCGAGCCCAACCCGGAACGACCCGAGCCGGAACAAGAGUCCGAUGCGACGCACGCACGCACGCGCUCGCUCGCCGAAUCGAGUAGCCGAGUACUAGUGUUUGUUGAGGCGGGGUCCCUCAGCUCUGGAGUCUGGACUCUGGACGCCGCGCCCGAACAGGCCACAGCGCAGGCCGCAGGGGGGAGGAGAGCGAGCUGGGUGAGUCCAAAGGGGAAGGGGGGGAGGCGAAUGAGCGAGGAGGCGGCGGCGCGGGCGGGAGUGGAGGAGUCCAUCGGGCGGCGGCGGGAGCGGGAUGAGCGCGGGCUGGCGGCGGGGCGGGUGUGGGAGUUCGAGCGGGAUCUGGUGGCGGGGGCGGUGAUGGGGGGCGCGGUGCACACGGUGGUGGCGCCGAUCGAGCGCGUCAAGCUGCUGCUGCAGACGCAGGACGGCAACGCCGCGCUGCUGGGCAGGGCGCGCAGGUUCCGGGGGUUCGCCGACUGCGUCGCGCGCACCGUCCGGGACGAGGGGGUGCUCUCGCUCUGGCGCGGCAACGGCACCGCCGUCAUCCGGUACUACCCCUCCGUCGCCCUCAACUUCUCGCUCAAGGAUCUGUACAGGAGCAUAUUGAAAGAUGCCGGAACCUCAGCAGACAAUAAGUUUGCUUCUAUCGCUCUUACCAAUUUCUUUGCUGGGGCUGCUGCCGGAUGUACUACCCUGGUCCUCAUAUAUCCGCUCGAUAUUGCUCAUACUCGUCUUGCUGCGGAUAUUGGCCGGACAGACACCCGCCAGUUCAGAGGCAUUCGCCAUUUCAUCCAAACCGUAUACAAGAAAAAUGGCAUCAGAGGCAUCUACAGGGGAUUACCAGCAUCGCUCCAUGGGAUGGUCGUCCACCGGGGCCUGUACUUUGGCGGCUUUGACACUGCCAAGGAUGUUCUGGUGCCUCUGGAGUCCCCCUUGUGGCAGCGCUGGGUUGCAGCGCAGGCCGUAACGUCCAUGGCAGGGCUUAUCUCCUACCCACUGGACACCGUGCGGCGGAGGAUGAUGAUGCAGUCGGGGAUGGAGGUACAGAUGUACAGCAGCACCCUCGACUGCUGGAGGAAGAUAUACAGGCUGGAGAGUGUUAGGUCGUUCUACCGCGGGGCGCUGUCUAACAUGUUUAGGAGCACUGGUGCGGCUGCCAUACUCGUUUUAUAUGAUGAGGUCAAGAAGUUCAUGGAUAGGGGUAGGUUGUAACAGCUAUAGAGGGGUUCUUUACGGAUUUUUGGAUUCAACAUGGGGGGAUGGGAUUAGGCCAAAGGUACAGGGAGCAGCAGCUCGAGCAUUUUGUAAUUGGAUGCUGGUUUCCUACUUCUUACUAACCAGUUUGAUGCAACUGAGCCUCAUGGUUCUAAACAAUGUAGCUUGUUCAUUUCACCUUGUGGUAGAUCUUCUUCUCUUUUAUUA